Triplophysa dalaica is the source of this 5647-nucleotide messenger RNA. It is a transcript of the gene pde4cb, whose product is annotated as phosphodiesterase 4C, cAMP-specific b. NCBI's taxonomy places the organism in Eukaryota, Metazoa, Chordata, Actinopteri, Cypriniformes, Nemacheilidae. Gene Ontology annotation, molecular function: 3',5'-cyclic-AMP phosphodiesterase activity. Gene Ontology annotation, biological process: signal transduction. Gene Ontology annotation, cellular component: perinuclear region of cytoplasm; cytosol; nucleus. The record is from RefSeq and is a predicted model, not a curated record. The coding region runs from base 2973 to 5021 and encodes 682 amino acids. The transcript is spliced from 15 exons.
CAGUUCUGGGGCACCAUUAAUUACAAUGCUUUUCUUUCUGCAAGGAACUCAAUAGUGCCCCUUUUUGAUUACAAACAUUCUUCCAAAUAUCUUUCUGUGUGUCCGGAACAACAAGAACAUUUAUACAGGUUUGGAAAAACUUCUGGGUGAGUAUUUGACGACAGAAUGUUUAUUUUUGGGUGAACUGUUCCUUUAAGUCUGAUAGCUGCAGUUCAAUCUUCUACUGUAACAGUGGACUGUGGGUAAUGUUGUUAUUCACCUGGAAUUGGACAAUUCAGUCUGACUCAAUAAAUUAAAUACAAAAAUCAUGUACAAUUCAUUGAGAUUAUGGGGUCUACAUAAGCAAAUGCCUUUUAACAUAUGAUCUAUCUUGAAAAGUUGGUAUUUAGAGUAAAUUAAUCUGCGGCCUGUGGAGGAUAUUUUUUACCAAGAUACUAAAAAACAGUUCGAACAAAUCAGAACCAAUAUUAUUUACUCACUGUCAUGUACUUCUAAGAACUAUAUUUAUAACACAUGAUCAGUUAUAGUUUUAAGUAUAUCUAGAUCAAAUUAUUCUAAGUAUACUUGACUUGAAAUUGUGUUUACUCCUCUUAUUAAGUAGCCUUUAAAAUAUUUUUUUUCACUAUUUUGAAUAGUUUACUUUCAUAAAUUAGAAUAAAAAUGUGCUACAGAUACAACUACUAAACUACCGGUAAAUAAGUUUACUUGUAGUUACAGCACAAACAAAAAACAUAGCCGUAAACUAUGUACUGGGUACCCAAAAUUGACUUGUGUGCAGUACACUUAAUAGUGGGCUAAUUUAGUCCUAAAUAGCUUAAAUAGUACACUUAAAAGUAUACUACUAGCAUUUUGAUAUUCAUAUGUACCGUACUUACUUUUUUAAGUACACUCAAUAAUUGAGUUUUUUUAAGUAUACUUAAUAAAAUUAACUUGAAGUAUACAAAUUUUUGUGAGGGUAUACAGAACAGACAUAGGACUUACAGUAAAACAUACACUUCAGACAUUUGAUUCUUUGUGACACUCGGGUACUAAAAAAUAAAGGAACCAAAGAAAGGAGAAAAAAGUCAUAUAGGUAAGCACAAAUGACUUUGUGGAUGCGCUGAGGCAAACCGGGCUACUGCUUUUUUCCCUAAACCUCAGUAAUACGGUCCUCCCGAGUUCAUUAUUGUCUAAUUUAAGCAGGAAGUGGCAGCCGCCAAGCUUGAAGGACUCAUUAUUGAAAUGUUUUGAUGUAAGGCACAUCUGCACCUUUAAUCAGAGACCAUCUCUCUAAAGCUGCUCUCUUCUUUAGUCUUCCCUCCCAUCAUGCAUUGAGUCUUUAUGACUGGCCACUGUGCACUUUAAUUGCUUCUGCUUGGAAACUGAUGUGUCCUGUCCUGUCACGAUCGAAGCAAUGUUCCAAAUAAAGACAGAUUGUUAAUCGGCUCCAGCAGAGGCUCUAAAGUCUGAGCAUGGACUACAGUUGCUGAUCUGAUAGACUAGGGCCCAAGUGCAUUGUGGGAGAAGAACUGUCCCCUAUUACGGACCUCUCAUCGCGCCCUUCACACCAAGAAAUAUCGAUCCCACCAUGCAUGUUCUCCUCCUGGGAUUGUUCGUGUUUUUUCUGAGUUCACCAAAUCAUGUUAGCCAAUUCUGAGCACAAUGAUCUCAAACCUUGACUGUGAACCCGCAUUACAAGAGAGCAAAACAAGCCCAGAAAUCAGAUUCAGAAGCAUUGGAAUAGGUCAUACUGUAGCACAUCUGUCAUUACAAUAAUGACGUUGUUUCAUUUCAACAUGUCUUGUUUUCAAGAAGUCAAUAGGGUUAUUUUAGUCAGGGUCUGCAAAAUUUUAAGAGUAGAUUUUUUUUUAAUUGGCCACAGGAUAUUGCAUUUUAACGUAAACAGAGGAAAAUGCACUGAACGACAUUUCACUGUCAUAAUUCAUUGGUCCAAAACAAGUUUUGCAAUAAAAAAACAUGUUAUUCUAACUAACUUUCACUUCUCAAUUUAAAUUCACCACUUGAUUUGGAAUUAAGAGAAAAUGCUUGAUUCAGUUUAGACUGCACACAACCCUCCAUCUAGUUAACUACUUUUCUCAACCAGAUUGACAUUCAGGACCGAUGACGACAAUUGAACGUGUGUUGAAACGCAAACAUCUCCAGUUCAAUAGAUUUACUUGAUAGACAAUGAUGACCUGAUAACUUAGACUCCUCAGGCAUAUUGCUUCAUUUAACUUACACAUACAGUAUUUGUACAUGCAGUUUGUUUUAUGACUUGAGUAAAUAAUGUGUGUAAAAACAUUUACCCUCACUAAGCUCAUCUAUUGCUUCACUCAAAUCAUACAUGGCAUGACAAAAUAUUACAAUCUGAUUUCAUCUCUGUAGCAUAGUACCCACACAGAAUCUUUUGUAUGAGUUUUUAAAAUGCAAAGGCAUUUACAGAGUUUAUAAAAACGUGUUAUCAAACAAAUGCAAUUUUUAAGUGGGCUUAUUGGGUAGAUUAUAAAUAUAUUGAAAAUUGUGAAAUUUUUUGGGGUCAAUCUCACACAGGAUCUAAAAAAAAAUGUCACCCAAAAUAUUUACAGAAAAUUUAAGAAAUUAUACAAUUUAUAAAAUUAUUUUCCAAAACGCUAUUUUGCAUUGUAAUCAUAGUUAAACUAUUUGUACGUCAAAGUAUAUUUUAUAUACAUUUAUAUUUAAAAAUUUACAUAUUGUUUUCCUAAAACAGCGUGUCUGCUCUUGUAAUACUUGAACAUGCUUUGGUAAUUUAUAAAUCUCUCACAUCGCUUCAAGUGCAUGUUGGGACUUGUGCAUUGGCAAAGAGCACAAGCCCCAGUAUGUGUGUGUGUGGAAUAUAGAGAGAGGAAUAGAGAUAGUUAUGUAUGUUGGUCUCUUGAUUGAACUAAAUUCAAGGUUUUUACAUGAAACGCAUUUAAAAACAACAUUACAUCAUUAUGAUUAAGACAUUUUUAAAAAAGUAAGGUUGGCCGUGGAUGUGUCUUAAAGGAUUUUUAUUGAAGGUCUGGAGAAUGGCAGGCUUCCCACGAGCAAGACAGAUAUUUGACCAAAGGCACGUAUGGUGUUUUGAUGUGGAAAAUGGGUUGUCGAUCGGGCGAAGUCCCCUGGACCCAACCAUCAGUCCGAGCUCCGGUCUGGUCCUCCAGACAAACAGCCAGCGCCGCGAGUCUUUCCUCUAUCGAUCCGACUCAGAUUUUGACCUCUCGCCCAAGACGGUGUCAAGAAACUCAUCGACGGCCAGUGAGCUUCAUGGGGAGGACAUGAUUGUAACGCCAUUUGCUCAGGUUCUUGCCAGUCUACGUACAGUGAGAGGGAAUGUUGCCGUUUUGACUCAUGGGCAGGAUAGAUGCAACAAGAGACAACCUAGCAUUAACCCUCAAUCUGCCUCCAAGACAAACCUAUCAGAUGAGGCGUAUCAGAAACUUGCAGUGGAGACUCUGGAGGAAUUGGACUGGUGUCUGGACCAGCUGGAGACCCUGCAAACACGCCACUCAGUCAGCGAAAUGGCCUCCAAUAAGUUUAAAAGAAUGCUCAACAGAGAGCUUACGCAGCUGUCCGAGACCAGCCGCUCAGGAAACCAGGUGUCGGAGUUCAUUUCAAACACGUUUUUGCAGAAACAGCAGGAUGUGGAGGUUGUGUCAGCAGCAUGUAAAGAGGAGAAGAAACGCCGGCCUAUGUCCCAAAUAAGUGGAGUGAGGAAACUGUGCCCCAGUCCGUGUCUCCCCCCAACAAGCAUCCCACGAUUUGGUGUCACGACCCAGCACGAGAACCUCCUGGCCAAGGAGGUUGAAGACAUAGAUCGAUGGGGUAUAGAUAUUUUUAAGAUAGCAGAGUACUCUGGGAAUCGGCCGCUGACAGUCGUGAUGUACAACAUUUUCCAGGAGCGAGAUUUGCUCAAAUGCUUCAAAAUCCCACCAGAAACCUUCUUAACCUUUCUCAUGACUUUGGAAGACCACUAUCGUGCGGAUGUAGCCUACCAUAACAGUAUCCACGCAGCGGAUGUUGUGCAAUCCACACAUGUUCUUCUCUCCACACCUGCCCUAGAGGAUGUGUUCACAGAUCUUGAGAUCAUGGCUGCUCUGUUUGCUAGUGCAAUUCAUGACGUAGACCAUCCUGGAAUGUCCAACCAGUUCCUCAUCAACACAAACUCUGAACUGGCUCUGAUGUAUAAUGAUGCCUCUGUGUUGGAGAAUCAUCACCUGGCUGUAGGCUUCAAGCUUCUACAGCAGGAAAACUGUGACAUCUUCUGUAACCUUAGCAAGAAACAACGCCGGUCCCUGCGGCAGAUGACUAUAGAUAUGGUAUUAGCCACUGACAUGUCCAAACACAUGAAUUACCUAGCUGACCUCAAGACAAUGGUAGAAACGAAAAAGGUGACCAGUUUAGGAGUCUUGCUGCUGGACAACUACUCAGACAGAAUACAGGUCCUCCAGAACAUGGUGCACUGCGCUGACCUCAGCAACCCCACCAAACCCCUGGAGCUCUACCGACAGUGGACAGAUCGAAUCAUGGUGGAGCUUUUCAGCCAGGGUGACUGCGAACGUGACAAGGGCAUUGAAAUCAGCCCUAUGUGUGACAAACACACAGCCUCUGUAGAAAAAACUCAGGUGGGAUUCAUCGACUACAUUGUCCACCCCCUGUGGGAGACAUGGGCCGAUCUGGUCCAUCCCGAUGCUCAGGACAUUCUAGAUACAUUAGAAGACAAUCGUGAAUGGUACCAGAGCAUGAUUCCACGCAGCCCUUCGCCCACCCCCGACGAGCAGGACUUGCGGGCCAUAGUGGGAGUUGGGGGAUCAGGAGAAAAGUUCCAGUUUGACCUCACUCUUGAGGAAGAGGAUGGAGAGUUGGAGGGUGAUGAGGAGAACAUGAACACAGAACGAGGACAGAGAUUAAGGACUAUGAACGCCAAGCCUUCAGCAAUGCCCCAGAGCCUCACAGUUGGAGUCACUCCCAUUUUAGACGGUGGCGAAAGAGAACUGGACCAAGAAAUGACCAGUGUGUCUGUCCUGCAGUUGGAAACUUAACAUGGAAGAUCAGCUUUAGUUGUGUUGCUCAGUCACACUCAUGAAGUUUUGAGGUUUCGUGGUGAACCGUCCACUACCAGUUUUCUCAUAUUAACUCUGACUUGUCCUUUAGAAAUAACUGGACAUAUGGUUUACACAACCGAAUAAGCCCAUGUUUUAAAAAACACGCAUUUUGGAAAGGAUUGAGGAGAAACGUUUAGAUGAAUGUUUAUGUGGUCCCAUUUGAGACUCAUGUGGAGAAACAUGGUGUCUUCCCUUGUACAUGCCAACUGCAGAGGAAAGCUGAUGAACUCAUGAUGUGAACUUUUUAUCACUACACUCUAGGGUAUUUAUUAUCUUCAAGCUUUUUCAUUUUGGAUAACUUCAUGCUUUUGCUUUUUUUACGCUUUUGCCACUGAGAAAUAACGGAGAUGGAAACUGAGAAAUAACUGUUUCCAAUAUGGAACUGGGACGGCCGUUACACAACUAUUUAAUGCAUAAGUGAUAAGAUUGUGACGCUAACAACCUCAGGAUAAGAAUGAUUUUAUGUAGCAAAACUCCAAAGGGCAGUCACUAAACUGUCUGUUUAUAAUCUUCUUUGAAACAAAAUUAAAACACAAAAAUGUUUCAAAAACUGUCAAAAUUAA